Fundulus heteroclitus (mummichog) is the source of this 603-nucleotide messenger RNA. Its product is annotated as gastrula zinc finger protein XlCGF57.1-like. Gene Ontology annotation, biological process: regulation of transcription by RNA polymerase II. Gene Ontology annotation, molecular function: RNA polymerase II cis-regulatory region sequence-specific DNA binding; DNA-binding transcription factor activity. The transcript has a single exon. The annotation marks the transcript as partial. The record is from RefSeq and is a predicted model, not a curated record. NCBI's taxonomy places the organism in Eukaryota, Metazoa, Chordata, Actinopteri, Cyprinodontiformes, Fundulidae.
GGACAGAAGCCUUUCUGUUGUGAUCUAUGUGGAAAAAGAUUUAGACACAAAUCUAGUUUAAACAAACACAUGAGAAUCCAUACAGGACAGAAGGCUUACUGCUGUGAUCUAUGUGGACAAAGCUUUAGUCGAAAAGGAACUUUAAACAUACACAUGAAAAUCCAUACAGGACAGAACCCUUUCUGUUGUGAUCUAUGUGGACAAAGCUUUAGUCGAAAAGGAACUUUAAACAGACACAUGAAAAUCCAUACAGGACAGAAGCCUUUCUGUUGUGAUCUAUGUGGACAAAGCUUUAGUCUAAAAGGAAAUUUAAACAGACACAUGAGAAUCCAUACAGGACAGAAGCCUUUCUGUUGUGAUCUAUGUGAACAAAGCUUUAGUCAAAAAUAUCAUUUAAACACACACAUGCAAAUCCAUACAGGAAGGAAGCCUUUCUGUUGUGAUCUAUGUGGAAAGAGAUUUAGAGACAAAUCUAGUUUAAAGAUACACAUGCAAAUCCAUACAGGACAGAAGACUUUCUGUUGUGAUCUAUGUGGACAAAGAUUUAGCCACAAAUCAAGUUUAAACACACACAUGAGAAUCCAUACAGGACAGAAGCCUUUC